Molecule: messenger RNA, 1389 nt
Organism: Penicillium malachiteum
Lineage: Eukaryota; Fungi; Ascomycota; Eurotiomycetes; Eurotiales; Aspergillaceae
Product: putative acid phosphatase
Exons: 3
Coding region: 1-1389 (462 amino acids)
Biological process (GO): dephosphorylation
Molecular function (GO): phosphatase activity
Source: RefSeq, a predicted model, not a curated record
AUGGUGGAAACUGCUGCGAGCAACCGAGAGCUGUCGAGCUGGAACGGAUUCCAAUGGCGUCGGAAGAUCGAAACAUUCGGUCUUAACGACGAGGCGAGAGUCGCACCUGGCCCCAAUGGCGAGAUUGAUGGAAUCUGCCAGCAUGGUCAGCUCACUGACAAGGGCCGAGAGACGACCUACGCCUUAGGCCAACGCCUGCGCCAUCUUUAUGUCGAUCAACUCGGCUUUAUGCCUCAGAUCAAGCAGGAUACUGAGGAUAUGUACUUGCGUGCGACCUCCAUUCCCCGUGCGCUGGAGUCUAUGCAACAGGCAUUCUGGGGAAUGUAUCCACCCAACGCCCGUACCCUGGACUUCCCGCCUCCGGUUAUCGUUGCCCGUCCCGUAAACGAGGAGACCCUUUUCCCAAAUGAGGGUAACUGUCGCCGAUUCCGACAGCUCGCUCGUCUGUUUGCUGAUCGUGCCGCUGUGCGGAACGAAUCUGAGCAGAUGGACUACCUGAAUAAGAUCUGGUCUAAGUAUAUGCCCGAGUCAUCACCCAAGGUCGCUGUGGAUGCCCAUCCUCGUCUCUCUGGAAUAAUGGAUACGAUCAAUGCCACUGAUGCUCACGGGCCAGCCACAAGGCUCCCAUCCGACUUUUACGACAAGAAGGGCCGCGCCAUCCUUGACCGCAUUGCCGUGGAAGAGUGGUUUGCCGGUUAUAACGAAAGCCAGGAAUACCGCAAGUUGGGUAUUGGUGGUUUGAUGGGUGAUGUUGUUGACCGUAUGGUUAGCACCGCCGUGGAUGGCGGCUGGCGCAGCGAAACUUCCGCAUCUGGGUCUGGUCACCCUGGUGCUGGCAAGUCUAUCAAGUUCGCAAUGAGUGGAUGUCAUGAUACCACCCUCGCAGCUAUUCUGUCUAGUCUCGGAGGCUUCCAGAAUGAGUCAUGGCCACCUUUCACUUCGUCCAUCGCUGUUGAAUUAUUCUCCCAAGCCCCUAGCAGCCGUGCUGAUGCGGGUACAAUGCUUGAGGAAUUCUCUAACCCCUCCGUUUCCGCUAAGAAGGGAGGUGUGCUGUCCUCCUUGUUCAGUGGAAGCAAGUCUGCGCCCCAGCAGCUCGCCCCAUCUGCCACUGCCCGCGCAUCGCUCGACUCCUUCCCUGAUGAAUCACGCGAUGUCAUGCGUAAGCACUACGUUCGUAUCCGUUAUAAUGACCGGCCUGUGCGCAUCCCUGGCUGCGCAGCCAAGCCCGAGAAUCACCUCCCCGGAGAUGAUACCUUCUGCACAUUGGAUGCUUUCAAGAGCAUUGUCGACAAGUUCACACCCCAGAGCUGGACUACCGAGUGCAUAUCCAAUUUGGGCGAGGGCAUGUUUGGACCGGGUGACUCUGAGCGCAUCCCUGCUGAUGCCUAG